This is a messenger RNA of Nilaparvata lugens (brown planthopper), 2586 nucleotides long. RefSeq names its product RNA-directed DNA polymerase from mobile element jockey. The transcript has 4 exons. The record is from RefSeq and is a predicted model, not a curated record. Lineage: Eukaryota; Metazoa; Arthropoda; Insecta; Hemiptera; Delphacidae. Bases 1 to 2586 code for a protein of 861 amino acids.
AUGAACGAGAAACUAGUUAUGGAACUCACUGAUAAAGUUUCAACGGAUGUUGGAACUCAAACUGAGAGUGCUGAGGGAGAGUUACGAAAGGGCGGUGGUGUGGCCAUAUAUUCAAGAUGUGGAUUUUUGACCUCUGAAUUCAGCUUAGCAGAGGUUUGCGAGUCAGACUUUGAGGCAGCGGCUGUGACUGUGGAGGGUGAUUUUCUAAUAGUCUGUAUUUAUAGAUCCCCUGACAGCUCAAUGGAUACAUUUGUUGACAGCAACUCAAGCUCAAAGCAGGAGUUGAUGUCAGUCUUCUGUGCCUAUGGUCUUCAGGAUGUGAUUGGGGAGCCUACUCGGGUUACAGCUCACUCUUCCACUCUGUUGGAUAAUGGUUUCAUCAGUGUCAAAUAUAUUGAUGCUGUAUUGUCAAGAGUGAUUAGCUUGUCUCUGUCCGAUCACUUUGCUCAGGAGAUAGUUGUUCCUUUACCUCUGCAUCAGGUGAAAUCUCUCAAGGCUGUAAUGAAACGAUCUUUCUCUGAUCAAAACAAGUUGAAAUUCUCUCACUACUUAGGUCAAUGUGACUGGUCACCUAUAUAUCUGAAUGAGAUUCACCACGAGGCUCAGACUGAUUACUUUGUCCAGAUGUUUGUUCAGGGUUUUGAAAUGGCCUUUCCUUUGAGAAAGUUAGGAAUCCCCAGAAAUACUUCAAAGAUCCCCUGGUCAAAUCCUUACUUGAAGGAUCUCUGUAACAGGAAGCGAGACCUGGAACUGUUUAUGAAGGCUUAUCCUCAAAAUACUCUGUUUCGUGAGUUGUUCAAAAAGAUAUCCUCUGACAUCAAACUGCUGAUCCAUUCUCUCAAGACUGAAUAUUCCAAGAGACUGAUAGCUUCUGCUGACAACAAAUCUAAGGCUGUAUGGAAUCUAAUCAGGAAGGAAACUCCCAUCAGGGUGAGUACUGAGUAUCCAAUUUUGAUUGAUGGCCUCCCAGUAGGAUCACUUUGUGAAGUUGCUGAAGUAUUCAAUGACUACUUUGCUGGGGUGGUUUCAUCGAAUAAUAGGCUCAGUUUGGGGGUUUUUGACGGUCCUUCUUUUUGUGAUUUACUUGUAAAUUCUAACCCUGGUAAUGCUGCUGUCUCUGAGAUGCCAACUUGGUCUGAGCAAGAGGUUGUAUCUAUUGCUAAGAAGCUAAAAAUGAAAAUGUCCAGUGGGUCUGAUGGAAUUCCUUCAAAAAUACUACAUGAGUUUUUCCAUUGUGUCAGUGGUCCUGUCACUCAGCUUCUGAACAGAUCAUGUGCUUCUGGGUCAUUCCCCGCCUGCUUCAAGGUAUCUAAGCUAAAGCCAAUUUUCAAAAAAGGCUCUCGGAAGGAAGUGGAUAAAUACCGACCUAUAGCUAACUUGACCUCUUUGUCCAAGGUAUGGGAGAGAGCAAUAUAUGACCCCUUGCUGGCUCACUUCCUGAAUAACAAUCUUUUAAGUGAGUGUCAAUAUGGUUUUAGAGCUGGAAUGUCAACCGUAGAUGCAUUGGAGAGUUUCAUCAGUGAUAUCUAUUCAUCAUUGGAUCAGGGUGUUAAGGUCUUGGGGUUUUUCGUUGAUAUGAAGAAGGCAUUUGACAGCCUGAACCACAGCAUUCUCCUAAGGAAGCUUCAUUACUAUGGAAUCAGAGGUAAUUUCUUGUCGGUGAUUGAGUCUUAUCUUAGUAACAGAAACCAGAUGGUUGAAAUAGAGGGCGAUAAUGGUGUUGUCAUUAAUGAUAAAUUCAGGUCUGAACUUCGUCCUGUUGGGAGAGGGGUCCCACAGGGAUCAAUUUUGGGCCCCCUUCUGUUUCUGAUUUACAUUAAUGACCUCCCUGCAAAUGUACAUCAUGCCAAAUCAGUUCUCUUUGCUGAUGAUUCAAAUUUCCUAAUAACAGCUAGGAAUAGUGAUGAACUUCAGCUGACCGCAGACUCUGUGCUUAGUGAGGUGGCUCAGUGGUGCAAGGCAAACUUGUUGGAGGUAAACAUUAAGAAAACCUCAUUUAUUGAAUUCCAGAUACAGCGAUCACAGCUGGGCUCUUUCCAGUUUGAUAUUGAUGGUGAGGAGGUUCAGCCCUCUACCUCGGCAGGGUUCCUGGGAGUGACUGUCGACCGGAAUUUGGCAUGGUCAGUUCAUGUGGAAUCACUGAUAAAAAAACUCAAUUCAGCAGCCUUCAUUAUCUCAAGAUUAUCUGGGGUUCUGGCAAGAGAUGCUGUGAUUGCUGCCUACCAUGGGUAUUUUGAGUCACUACUCUCAUAUGGCAUACUGCUUUGGGGUGCUUCAAGAGAUGCACUGAUGGUUUUCAAAGCCCAGAAGAGAACUGUUAGGAUCAUGUUUGGGAAGCCCCAUAGAUUUUCUUUAGUGCAAGAAGCCAAUUUCUUUGUGGGCUAUGAAGUGGACGCUGAAGCGAUGCGCCUGAGCUGUGAUAAGUGCGGCAAGCGAUUUAAGCGCCCGUCAGCAAAAAAAGAACACAGGAUGGCUUGCGGGGAGGAGCCGCAGUUCUCCUGUCCCUUCUGUACGCAUCGGGCCACCCGGCAUCGAAAUUUGCGCUUACACAUUGCUAUGAAACAUCGGCAACAAUAUCGGAAAUAA